GAGGUUUUAAUAAAGUGUUCCGCAUAUUUUACGUCAUUUUUGAACUUCGACUGCGUCAGACUGGUGUCAAACCGUAUUCUGUGGAACUGAGACAGUGUGUGGUGUGCUCGCUCGUGAUUCGUUUUCUGGAAGUUUACACAGUGCAAGUAGCUUAUCGUUAUUAUCUUUAUUAAAAUCUAGACUUGGAAUUGUUAAAUUAAGAUUAAAAAAUGGUUAAGGAAACAACAUUUUAUGACAUCCUUGGAGUGAAACCCAGUUGUACGACAGAUGAGCUUAAGAAGGCAUAUAGAAAAUUAGCACUCAAAUACCACCCGGACAAGAAUCCCAAUGAGGGGGAGAGGUUCAAGCAGAUCUCCCAGGCGUAUGAGGUGCUCUCCAAUCCAGACAAGAGGAGAAUUUAUGACCAAGGUGGCGAGCAAGCCCUCAAAGAAGGCGGUGGUGGCGGUGGCGGCUUCUCUUCCCCCAUGGACCUGUUCGACAUGUUCUUCGGUGGGGGCUUCAGCGGCGGCCGCCGGCGCGGGCGCGAACGGAAGGGCAAGGACGUCAUCCACCAGCUGUCCGUCACACUGGAAGAGCUGUACCGGGGUGCUGUUAGGAAGCUGGCGCUGCAGAAGAAUGUUAUCUGCGAGAAGUGUGAGGGCCGCGGUGGAAAGAAGGGUGCGGUCCAAACAUGCCCAACAUGCCGUGGCUCCGGCAUGCAGGUCCAGAUCCAGCAGCUGGCUCCGGGCAUGAUCCAGCAGAUCCAGACGGUGUGCAGCGAGUGCCGUGGGCAGCGGGAGAUCAUCGACCCUAAGGACCGCUGCAAGGUUUGCCAGGGUCGCAAGACCGUGCGGGACCGCAAAAUCCUAGAGGUGCACGUGGACAAGGGCAUGACUGACGGACAGAAGAUUGUGUUCAGCGGGGAAGGCGACCAGGAACCAGAACUGGAGGCCGGCGACCUUAUUAUCGUUUUAGACGAAAAGGAACAUGAAUUGUUCAAACGCUCCGGCAACGAUCUCAUUCUCCGCCUCAACAUCGAGCUGGUGGAAUCGCUGUGCGGAUUCCAGAAGGUCAUCCGGACCCUGGACGACAGAGACAUUGUGAUAACGGUCAUGCCCGGGGAGGUCACUAAGCAUGGCGAGGUCAAGUGUGUGCUGAAUGAAGGCAUGCCGAUGUACAAAAACCCGUUUGACAAGGGCCAGCUCAUCAUCCAGUUCCUAGUUAACUUCCCGAGCAACAUUCCCCCCGAAGUCAUUCCCGCGCUUGAGAACUGCCUGCCGCCGAGACCAGUGGUGGACAUCCCCGAGCUGGCCGAGGAGUGCCACCUGGUGGACUUGGACCCGGAGCAGGAGUCGCGGCGGCGGCGCGCGCACGCCGGCCCCGCCUACGACGAGGACGACGACCACCCCGGCAUGAACCGAGUGCAGUGCGCCACCAGCUAGGCUAGCCUACCCUUACGCUAUACGCUAUACCGAGGCCGAGAGGAACCAACCUCACACGUUAUAUAUUUAACUAAGGUCCACUUGCACCAUCCUACUAUCCUGGGGUUAAGCGGUUAAACCGUUUACCUGGUGUCAAAUUGUAUGGGUAACCAUGGUAACUCCAGGUUUAACUGGUUAACCCCGGGCUAGUGGAAUGGUGCAAGUGGCGCUUAAACGAGAUGACGUCGCCGUUAUACGAUUUGAGUAUAAUAAAACUGUUCAUUCGCUCUUUUUAAUAUAUUUAACACUUUCUUUGCUAAACGCCCUAUUCCUAAUACAAAAUAAACGCACCUAGCGUGUUUUUGGCGGUGAUUUUGUUACUGUCGUGUCGAUGGAGACAAAACAUUUUUUGCACGUUUUAAGAACAUCGACUCUACAGUACUGUCCUAGCCGUUAAAUUCAAAAUGUAGACGAUUAGCCUGACGGAAUAAUUUUCGCAUAAUAUAUACUUAUAGUGACGCAAGUGAACUCCAUAAAGUGAACAUAGGUUUCCACUUUCGAGCACCGAGAGUUGUGAGACCCAUUCGCAAUAACUAUAAACGUGAGUAAAACCGUAUUAAUAUGAGUAAUUCUUUUAAAUAUAUUCUUCUUCUUUAAAUAUAUUCUUUAUAAUAUAUUUCAUACCUCAGUAAAGAAUACUUCUUCAUGGCAGAGUCUCGUUUAUUCAAUAAUGUCUGAGGGGGGUUUCACACCUGCUCUUUCUAUACGAUGACUAUGCGUCGAUCGUUAUAGUUACUUUACAGUAAGCCUAUGGCAGCGUUUAAUGCGUGAUAACGGCAACAUAGUGUAUGCCACUUUCCAAUACCCUUGACCGAAUGUGACGUGCUUUAUUUUCGUUUACCAUGUUAUAACUCAACCAUAAUAAACCUUCCGCUCUAGAUAAGUUGUAAUAGAGCGCUAAUUCACCUUUUGACAGUCACAGACGGCCGUGGCCGUCAUCGGAAAAUCUUGCCAAGGACGCCAACGACGGCUACAGCCGUCAGCUUCGCCAAUGCAAUUGGGACUUACGCGGGACUCCGUUAAGUUCAAUUUCGCUUAAAUAAUCGGGUUGCCUGGCCACCGGGGCACGGCAUAUUCCUUCGCCGUCUGGCGUUCAAAAGGUUAAAAAAUCGUUCACACAAUUUAUACCACCCAUAUAUUUUGUCUUAAUAAUAAUUGAAAGAGACUAACCUAAUAGUGGUAACACACUAUCGCACCGCACCAAGGUCAUUGUGCGACGCACCCAUAAGUAAGAGCGAGAAAGCGAUAUCUCUUUAUCGGUGCGUCGCACAAUGACCUUGGUGCGGUGCGAUAGUGUGUUACGGCCUUAACUCUGCAUGACAUUUGCAAUUACCAAAUGCCCACACUUUGUCAUGUUCAAGUCGGUGCAAAGUUAGUUUGGCCGGACUCUAAAAAAAUCUUUGUAGGUAAAACCAAUUCAGUAAAACUCAUGUUUUGAUAGCCCUAUUUUCAAUAUUUUAGCCCUCUGUUAUAACUGUCAGACUGCAGGACUUUUAGAAAAGAUAAUCAAAUAUUAUAACAAUAAAUUAGUUAUUGUGAACGCAAGAUUAUAAUUUUAACUGAAGCGUGAAUUUGAGAUCCCAGUUGGAACUCGUAGGUAUAGAAGAUGACUAAUAGUUUGCGAGGUACUGUUGUACCAACCACGCCAAUGGACCUUAUCCUAUAUGACUUUUAUGAUUAUAUUUAAUUGUAGGCAUCGCAUGUAAUGUUACUUCAGCCUCAUCGUAGCUACUAUAAUUUGCGCAUUAUAACCUUUUUUUGUAUUUAAUGUGAGUGGCGAUUUUUAUAAAUAUACCGAUUUUGUUGAAAUAAAUAAUAAAGUUUAUUUCAUGUAUUACAUCGACGAUACUACGAGUAUAGCUCUUAUUGCUAGAUGAAUUACCUAUUUAUAUUAUUUAGUAAUAAAAGCAUAAUUAAGGCGGGAUGUUAGGUCCAUUAGCUUUAUGGUGAUUGUAUUAGCGUUAGUUAAUUGUAACUAUGAAGUAAUCAUCACUGUGAUUUUUAUUUCUUUUCUCUUUUUAGAUAAUUGUGUUCGUACUAUUUUUAUUUUAAGCUCCUAGCUGACAUGGUAUUAACAUGCAUAAAUAUUUAAUUUAUGUUUAGCACGAAAACGUAACAUUGUCAAGACUUUUAUAACGUCAAAUUAAAUUAUUUGUUUGACUAAGUCAUAAAAACCUGUAUUCGAUGGGCCAUUUUAUUUAAAGUUGUCCCCUACACUUUUUUUUCCAAAUUGGGAUUUUUUUUAUGUUAUUUCGACUCAGAAUCAUGAGCUCUUUUGAUCCUAAUAGGAGAAAAAAAGUGUCCCAAGAUUUCCAUACAUUUUUCGAUCUUUCCAUUCCGAAGCCGCCAUACAAAGUCUAUGAAAAAAUGGUAACGAAAUGGGAAAAAAACCUUGGUACACUUUUUUUCUCCUGUUAGGAUAGAAAGAGCUCGUGAUUCUGAGUAGAAAUAACAUAAAAAUCCCAAUUUUGAAAAAAAAGUGUAGGGGACAACUUUAAAUAAAAUGGCCCGGAUGUUUAAUCUCAACAAAAUAGCCAAUUGAUACACUCCUGUAAUACAAAUAUAAGAAAGUUUUUGUCUCAAA
Messenger RNA from Cydia splendana, 4044 nucleotides. RefSeq names its product dnaJ homolog subfamily A member 1 (gene Droj2). Gene Ontology annotation, molecular function: Hsp70 protein binding; ATP binding. Gene Ontology annotation, biological process: response to heat; protein refolding. The transcript is spliced from 8 exons. NCBI's taxonomy places the organism in Eukaryota, Metazoa, Arthropoda, Insecta, Lepidoptera, Tortricidae. The coding region runs from base 210 to 1421 and encodes 403 amino acids. Gene Ontology annotation, cellular component: cytoplasm; cytosol. The record is from RefSeq and is a predicted model, not a curated record.